AUGAUGCGCGAUGUCAGCAUAAAUAUCAGCGUAAAAUUCACUCAGCCGCGAUUAGAUGCGCGCGGUCAGCAAUUGCCCCCGAUUCUCCUAGACGAUGGCAAUCUCGAGCCGAAUAUCAACAUCUCACUCGAUGUUCCACACCAAGAUGAGGUUUUGGCUAGGAGUGGUACACCUACGCGUGUCCUACAGAUGGAUGGUGACGAUGAGCAGCCUCAUUUCCCCGGUGCUCUGCUGCGUAGUGGGGGAAAUGCUCGCACUCUGCAGUAUAACAGACACAGCUUCAAAUCCAGGGAUUUCAAAUCAGAGACUGCGCCUUCUUCUUCUAAGCAUAUACGUAGCAGUGGCAGUGGCAGUGGCAGCGGCAGCGGGCGCGAUAAUUCACUCGCAGAGAAUGAGAUUAAGGAUGAAAACGAUAGUAGCUCUAAAGAUGAUGCUGAUGGCUACAGCGACGGCAGCUUGACCCCCAUACCCGACUCACCACCGCGUAAGAAAGGCAAAGCACGGGUGUCGCACGUGAAACCACUUUCAGAUAACGAGGCAGACCAGGGUGGGUAUUUGAGAGUCGCUGGCUUUGCUGGUACGAAAGACACGGUACAGAGCAACUCGAGAUCAGAUGGCGCUGUACAUCGCGCUCCACAGUCACAGUCGCGAUCGCAAAGGUCUAAACCAGUCCAUAUUCAACCAACUGAAUUACAACCAACUGGUCCCUUAUACCAAACUCAGCCUCCCAGCGAAACGUCUGGCAUUAAGUCCAAGUACAUCACCCCUUCUCGCUUUGAGGAAAUAUACCUCCAGCGGGCUGAAGAAAUGAGAUUGGCUCAGCUCGAGCAUGUUCGCUUGCAGAAAGCACACGUACAAGCAGAUCAUUUGGUUGGGUCGCACAAUGGCAACGGCGAAGCUGGUCCAUCGCAAAGCAAGAAAGCUAAAUUGUCUCAGCCACAGAAGUCUACGCUCAGUUCAAGCAGUAAAACUCCAAUCAAUCAAUCACCACUGGUGUCUGAUGAGAUAGACGCGUCAGCUACCUCGAGGCGAUCUUCUCUACCUCCACCUGCACAUACAUCAGAAAACUCUACUCUCAACUCAAAGGGAAGGGAUGAUUCGUUGCAACCAAAGGAGGCACCAGCUUCAGAGUCGCGGAGUUCGAACGUCGCCAACGUUGCUCAAACUACAGACGCAUUAGCUAGACAACCUUCUCCGAAUCGAUCAGCAAGCUCUUUCAACAGAAUAUCCGUCCAUUCUCCUCUUGCUGACAGUGAAAAAGACCCUUCAGCUCCUCAAUCAGCUUCUCAAUUAAAUCCCCAUCCGGCUCUUAAUUCUACUCUUCCCUCAGCUCCUCCAGACAAAAGCUCUGAUUAUGGUAAGAGAUCAUCGAGUCGCUUGAAGUCAACCGGAAUGGAUCUCCAGAGUUUGUCAAGCAAAAGAGACUCGAUUUAUCGCGAAAGAUCUCCCGAGACUGAGUCUGCAUCAAAGCCCAAGUCGAAGCCCAAGCCUAAGCCUAAAUCGAAGUCUAAAACACCCUCCGGCACACCUAACUCAAAUAAGUCGUCGUCGAAUGAUUCAACGUCGAAUGAUCUACCUAAUAAACCACCGAGUGAUCUUUCAAAUAAUGUUUCAAAGCCAUCGAAUAAAGGUCCUUCUGCUUCAUUCGAGAAGAUCACACUUCGACUUCCUGGUCCGUCAAAGAAUGGCGAGAUGAACGAAUCACUGAAAAUUCUUAGUAACUCCAACUCGCCGCCAGGACUCUUCGAAAGUAGACCCGAACCUCCUUCAUCUAGCGUAAACGCGCAGAAUCAGGCGUCUGCAGGUCCUGCAGAUCCCAAUCAACCUUCCACCAGCUCAGAGCCACCCAGAACAGACUUUUUGAACCGCAAGACUUUUAUGUUCAAAACCCAGACUCCAGAAUCAUAUCUUUCACAGACACUGAAGAAGCGCAAGCGGAAAUCUGAUAAGUUGGCAUUGGCGCAGUCGAAAUUUGCAAUUGAUGAUGGUGCUAAUAAGCACGUAAAUGAUCCAAACAAGCCAGUAAAAGCAUUCGAAAUGAGCGAGGUGUUCAAGGAAGCCCAAAUACUUCACCUCUUCGAUCCUAUACCAAAGCCUUCACUGGAGGAAAAUCGUCAGUCAUUUCACAAUUCUAAACCGGCUCCGAGUCCCAUCGAAGAGAAUGGAUACUCUCUCCCCGAUUAUAACUCGUCUUCAAUUAUACCACCAAGAUAUGACGGUCGCUUUGCAAACGACUUCAAAGAACAAAUAGAUCGUAGACUCGAGAUAUUGGAUAUAGCAAGAUACUAUCCGAAUUUGGUUCCAGUGGCUAAUAAUCCAAUAACGAAAAUGGACCUAGUUACAUACUUUGAUAAUAUCAGUGUUGAAGGUCUACACAGAAACGCAAUUACUGUACCCAUCUACAAAUGUUUCUUUGGUGAUGGACGUAUGGUUGAAAAGGCACUACACAAGAAGAUAUUACUCACAGUGACUGACAGUUGUAUGCUCCUGAUGGACACUGCGACCACUUUGGCCAAAAUAUGGAGAGUGAUUCCGUUCUACUUGAUUAGUGAUCUGAAGUUACGCGAUGACCCUCGUGACUUGCCUUUAAUAACGUUCAAGAUCGACCCUAGAGAUGAGAUAUCGCAUCACAUGAGUACAGCCGAGAUAUCUUUCGAUCCGGUGCAUGAAUGGAUUUCAUUCUUUGUUGACAACAAACACCCUUAUUUUCAUGAAGUUUCGCUCAAAAAUUGGGCAUACAACAUGCGAAGAGUGAUAACAUUGAAGAACAGACCAAUCGAACCCUAUCCUUUGAUAGAUGCUGUUAAGUUGUUCGGCAGAUGGAGGAAUGGCGAGCUGAAAGGAGCGAUCAAAAGGAUCCACAGUCCAGCAAAUAGAGCAUUCUAUACUGGUGCAAAAUACGAUAGCACUACUCAGGGAAUUGAUUUUUCAGCGAACAGAGACGAGUACAAGAGGUUUAGGAACACUCAAGCUGCUCAAGAAGCUGAGAUGCAACCAGAUAGAACAAGUAGACAUUCAAUAUCUACUGAAAAGUCUGAUACGAAGAAGGAAAUGGAAAUAGAGUGGACAGAACCAGCACGCUCACAGCCGCCUAGGACACACGAUUCACGCAAUACGUAUUUGAAUGAGAUGCUUAAUAUUAGCGAUUCAGAAAGCAACGAUCCGACAGUGCAAAAAGCAUUACCACCAAAGCAUAGCAGACAUAGUGUAAUAUAG
Molecule: messenger RNA, 3216 nt
Organism: Wallemia ichthyophaga EXF-994
Lineage: Eukaryota; Fungi; Basidiomycota; Wallemiomycetes; Wallemiales; Wallemiaceae
Exons: 4
Coding region: 1-3216 (1071 amino acids)
Source: RefSeq, a predicted model, not a curated record